Messenger RNA from Adineta steineri, 678 nucleotides. Lineage: Eukaryota; Metazoa; Rotifera; Eurotatoria; Adinetida; Adinetidae. The record is from the annotation of a GenBank genome assembly.
AUGGGAGAAUGCUCGAAAGCACUUUCAUACUACGAAAAAGCACUUGAAAUUCGACAAAAACAUCUUCCUUCAAAUCAUCCUAAUUUGGCUACUUUAUACAACAACAUUGGUAGACUGUAUGACAAGACGGAAGAGUACUCGAAAGCAAUUUCCUUUCACGAAAAAGCACUUGAAAUCUAUCAAAAAACUCUUCCUUCAAAUCAUCCUUCAUUGACUACUUCAUAUAACGACAUUGGUAGUGUGUAUAACAAUAUGGGACAGUAUUCGAAAGCACUUUUCUUUCACGAGAAAGCACUUGAAAUUCGAGAAAAAACUCUUCCUUCAAACCAUUCUGAUUUGGCUACUCCAUACAACAACAUCGUUGCUGAUCAUGAUACAUCACCUAAUUCACAUGAUAAUCAUUUAUCUAAUUCUAGUUUAUCUAUGACAAUUGCUGAAUCUUCAGUCGAUAGAUUUAUUACAGAUCUAUUAAAAUUUUCUGCGCAAAAAGAAAAUGUUAUUACGUGGAUUGAUGAAAUCGAACAACAAUUUAAUAUGAUGCAUUUAAGCAAUGCCAGUAAAUUAAAUUUGAUUCGUAUUUGUCUUAAUGGUGAUGCAUUACAAUGGUUUAAACAGCAUAAACAUAAAUUUACUUCCUGGACAAUAUUUAUCAAUGAAAUUAAAAAAUCAUUUACGUAG